AUGGACCAGCAACACGUCUACCACUAUCAUCAUCAUCACUAUCACUAUCAUUACACCUACCCUUUCCCGCCUGGUAUACCUCCGAAUGCCCCGCAAAACGAUGAGGGUCUGAACCAAGAGGCGGCCGAUCACGAAAACGACGAGGCGUUGGCUGAAGAUGAGGAGGAAGGGAAUGAAGAGGAGAAUGAAGAGGAGAACGAGGAGGGGAAUGAAGAGUGGAAUGAAGAGGAGCGCAGUGAGAGAGGUGAUACCGAAGACCAGCAAACCCCCAAGGAUCGCUCUCCCAGCCCAGUCCAGCAGGAUGAGCCUCUCACAAAGCUCGGCGACCCGAGCAGAGUUGGCCUUGCAGUAUUUGAUGACUACUUUAGCAUCUUCAACCUCGACGCCCAAUCCGCCAAAGCUCAGGCUCGCUGGGCAAAUCCUCAAUCCAACAACGAAGAUCAUUCUGAAGGUCCCCCGAGAAAGAAGGCCAGAACCAGCGCCAACCCCGAGCAGCCCAUUUCUCGCGGGGAAGCCAGCAACAGUGCUACUCGAACUCAAAAGAGCGACCACAUAACGAUCGUCGACAAGGCCCUCGUCAUCGACUCAGACAAAGCCUUUCGUGUCUUCAACUGCGACCCAUCGGGUCCACAAGUCAACAUCUGCUAUCGCGUUCCCGGCCCGCGAAACCUAUGGCUCGGAAGAAUCGGCGAUCCUACUGGUGAACCCCUCAAGGCCAUCAUGUCUUUGAUGGGCGCUGAGAGAAAGCCGGGCUUUGGUCUCACCACCUUCAUAAUGUCACCUGCGGAUGCAGAAGGCACGAUCUCUAUGAUCUUGUGCAGUUCUAGCGAUCGCAGUCACGAUGAAUUCGAGCGUGGAGAUGGUCACGUUCACGACGCUGAUCAACCGGACACUCCAACAAUCAGAGGCCGUCCUCGACACUCUGAAGAUGAUACACCUGACAUGGAAGAUGAGCCGCGCACUGAAGAAACUGUAGUCAACGUCGUUGACGAGCUGCCGCGAAGUGGUCUGGUCAUCUUUGAUGACUGUGUCAGUCUCAUUCGCGUCGACAAUCUCUCUGAAAGAGCGCGCAAUCGCUGGCGCGAAGAAGAACAGCAACACCAAGAACAAUCCCAAGAAACCCAACCUCAGAGCCAAAUCCCCCCAUCGAUCUACGACGGCUCAGCCCCCAUCCUCUCCAGUCCCCGCCUAACCCAAAUCUCCCGCGCCUGCAUCAUCGCCUCACACGGCUUCUACGUCGUCAACUGCGAUACUUCAGGACCUCAGCCCAGAUGGAAGCGAUACAGAUCGUACGCCUUCGAUCACGCCGGGGAUGACGCUGUCGUGCUUUCGGAGGGGGCCGUCGGGGGAAUCCUCAACGUCAACAUCAGCGACCCUGACAGCAUGCCUACCAAGCGCACCAAGUCACGCGCGGAACGUCGCCGCAGGAAGGCUCUGCGCCGUGCCCAAGGGAAUGAACUACAAAACAUCGCGGUCCCCGGCCCUGCCAAGGCAGAAAAUGACGCUCCAACGCUCUCCAAAGUUCCCAGCCAAAACAUCGGUGCACAGAAUGCGAGUCGCGCUCCCCAGGCGGAUGCGCCUGUUCAAGCUGAAGCCACUCGAUAUGUCACCCCCCAGGGCGACACGAGCCAGGAUGAUGCAGGCGCCUCUUACUGGCGUCCCCGUGUUCCAUCCUACAAUCUGCUACGCAUUCUUCCAGCCGUCGAAAUCUCAACUGACCCCAAACUCCUCAUCCGGAACCCUCGCAAAGAUGGCCCACAGAUUGACAUCUGCGCCCGAAUACCUGGCACCCUGAACAACUGGGCCGCACACGUCAGCUGUUAUGAUAGCCUGCACGAUCUCUACGAUUGGAUCCUUGGAAAAUUGGGAGAAGAGCAUCCCGAGAUGUUGAUGUACGUGUCGGACAUUCGCACUGGAUUCGUCAACUUCCACCAAAUGCCCCUAUUGUCACUCAUUGAACCCUUGAGUUUUAUUAUCAUCAGCAACCCGGGAGGUUAUCUGCCAUGGAACUGGAUGGAACCUCCUUCGGAAUAUACUUCUUCUUGUCCGGCUGUGCCUCGGCUUCAUGGUGUUCUGGGUCCUGAGGGUUCGAAAUGGCUGAGGCUCUGUCGACGCAGCUUUGCCCUCACAGGCCCUUCGACAGUCGUUACUGCACCAGACAUACCGACACUGGGUCAUGAGACUCUCGGGGAAGUGGUUUUUAAGGAUUGUGGAACUUUAUGGAGGCAGGAAAUACUGGCAAUAGAGGACCCGGAACUGAAUGUCUCCUUCUUUCAUGAUAUCCUCCGAGUGAAAGGUCGCACUUGGAACUUAGGUCGCCGUAUAAGUCGCCGUCUACGUCGCCGUCGCCGUACAGCAAGUUCAACGUCGGGUCCCCAAACCCAAGGCGCAGACACACAAAUCCGGAGAGUCAAUGUGAUUCUCCAACCCAACGGCGAAUUGUCAGCGCCCCGUCCCCGAACCCCAGACAGAGAAACACAAUUCUUGAGAGUCAAUGUGAUUCUCCAACCCAACGACGAGUUGCGUAUAGUCGUCAAUAACACACACCCCGACGACCCUCCCACUAACCACUUCGCCGACUUCGAGAGCGCAGACGAAAUGCGAGACGGCACUUCAUUCUACGCCACUAGGGACACUAUACUUAGUAUGUUGCACAGAAUUCGGUCAUUGGUUUAUCCUGAUGGGACUGAAUUCGAUGUCGAUGUGGAGGAACCGCAUGGUCGCGCGCUAUGGAUCGUUGUCUAG
This is a messenger RNA of Fusarium tjaetaba, 2745 nucleotides long. RefSeq lists its product as uncharacterized. The transcript is spliced from 6 exons. The record is from RefSeq and is a predicted model, not a curated record. Lineage: Eukaryota; Fungi; Ascomycota; Sordariomycetes; Hypocreales; Nectriaceae. Bases 1 to 2745 code for a protein of 914 amino acids.